Messenger RNA from Talpa occidentalis (Iberian mole), 2931 nucleotides. RefSeq names its product DnaJ heat shock protein family (Hsp40) member C28 (gene DNAJC28). The transcript has 2 exons. NCBI's taxonomy places the organism in Eukaryota, Metazoa, Chordata, Mammalia, Eulipotyphla, Talpidae. The record is from RefSeq and is a predicted model, not a curated record. The coding region runs from base 888 to 2048 and encodes 386 amino acids.
AGUCGGGACUGGCCGCUCCCCGCUACCGGCCGCCGUGGGCACCCGCACCGUCCCAACGCACUCUAAAGCUGUUGACCCCCGUUGUCCAGAAUAUUGGGGUCCCUGGGAGUUCACUGCCACCUCUACCACGUUACACUUGCAUCCUUUCAGUGCCCUUACCUGCGGCCAGGUCUUGCCUCUGCACUAGACCAUGCGCUUUCAGGUAACAGCGAGCAUUUUGGAGGCCUCACCUUUGCUCUUGGUUCUCCCAGCAGGUAGCAAAUAGCUCCUUCCCAAGGAGCUAUGUAAAGUAAGGUCUUUUGGACACUCGUCUGUUCAACCUGGUGUCAGAUUACCUGCAUACUCUGUCACGUCUUCCAUUGUUUCGUGUGAGUCUUCUGAAGAGAAGACUCCUUGACGCGAUGAAGACCACGAUACUAAUGAAUACAGGCAGUUAAGCAGGCGUCUCUUUGUGCCUUACACCUAACCAUUUUGCUUACCCUGGCUCAGUGACUUGGUAAUGUUGCUUAACCUUGUGGGCCUACAUUUUGUCAUAAGAAGAUUGGGUUGGAUAAUCACUGAGAAUUUGCUGACUCUAAAAUUCCGUGGUUAGUGAGGAGUAGAAUUCAGAUUAUAUCACAAUAUGUUAAUGCUAAUCAUCAUCAACUUCCAUUUCUCUGCUAAUAUAAGUGAAAUAUAGCUAUAAGAAUCCUGGAAGGAGGCCUCAGGGGGUUCAGUCACUGCAGCAUGAGUUUGAUCCCCAGGCGGCCAGGGAGCGGACCCACAGGGCACAGCAGACCUCUCCUGACUCACCCACUGCUUCCCUCAGCAGUAUAUUUCAGUCAGUCUGCCUGUUCUGCUCCCCACUUUGUCUCUGAUCAUUGUUAGGGAGAACUCUGGGUACAAGAAUGAACUCAAUGUAUGUGAUGAUGGCUCAAAUCUUAAGAUCUCACCUGAUAAAUGCUUCAAUGAUUCCUCAUCAAAUGAAAAUGUUUCCAUGUCUUGAUGUUAUUAGAAAUAGAAUGAUGUCCACUCAUAAAUCCAGAAAGAAGAUUAGAGAAUACUACAAGCUGCUGAAUCUGGAAGAAGGCUGCUCUGCAGAUGAUGUUAGGGAAUCUUUCCAUAAGCUUGCCAAGCAAUAUCAUCCGGAUGGUGGCUCUAGUACUGCUGAUUCUGCGACAUUUAUAAGGAUUGAAGAAGCUUAUAGGAAGGUACUUUCCCACUUGACAGAACAAACAAAUGCCAGAAAGAAUAAAGUUGAAGAAGCAGAAGAAGAAGAGGAACAAUUCAAAUAUAAAACACCUCAACAUCGGCAUUACUUGAGUUUUGAGGGUGUUGGUUUUGGAACGCCAAGUCAACGAGAGAAGCAAUAUAGGCAAUUUAGAGCAGACCGUGCAACUGAACAGGUGAUGGAAUAUCAAAAGCAGAAGCUACAAAGACAGUAUUUUGCUGAUAGUUUAACUGUUAAAGAUGUCAGGCAGAGUAAAGAACAAAAAAUAACGCAAGCAAUAGAGCGUUUAGUGGAGGAUCUCAUUCAGGAAUCUAUGGCAAAAGGAGACUUUGAUAAUCUCAGUGGGAAAGGAAAACCUCUAAAAAAGUUCUCUGGCUGUUCAUAUAUUGACCCCAUGACUCACAACUUGAACAGAAUAUUGAUAGAUAAUGGAUACCAGCCAGAAUGGAUCUUAAUGCAGAAGGAAAUAAAGGAUACUAUUGAGCAACUCAGGGAGGCAAUUUUAGUGUCAAGGAAAAAACUUGGGAACCCAAUGACACCAACUGAACAGAAACAGUGGAGCCAAAUUUGUGAGCAGUUUCAAGAAGACAUCAGAAAAUUAAAUAAGCGAAUUAAUGAUUUCAAUUUAAUUGUUCCUCUCCUGACCAGGCAGAAAGUCCAUUUUAAUGCACAGAAAGAAAUUGUCAGAGCUCAGGAAAUAUAUGAGACCCUCAUAAAAACAAAAGAAGUCAUAGAUAAAAAUCCAAAUAACGUUGAUGGGAGAGAAGGGGAAAAAACACCUGAAGUCAAGGCAGGAUUUUUCAACUGGAUGAAUAUGUGGAAAUUUAUUAAAACAUGAUGAUUUCUAUGUUCACUAUCACAGCACUGCCCCAAAUUAUUUUCGUCUGGAUUGACAUCACACAUAGAGAUUUAUUGCUGUAACACAAGACUUUGUACUUUCCAGGAAAUGAAUCACAUCUCCCAUUGUGUGAGAAAGCUGUGAGAAACUGAGUCAGAAAUGUCCAACCAGCUACUGUAUCCUCUGAGGAUAGAGCAAUUUGAUCAUUUUCAGAGUUUCAAUAUCAGAGAUGACAAGAGACUGACAUUCAUGAGAUUGCUGCUUCCUAUCCACUGUCAGGAAAGCUCACUUUUUAGAUUCGUCUCAUUCAUUGCUUUAGCCAAGAACUGGGCAAUGGGGAGAAUAUGGAGAAUGGGCAAAAGGAGCAGGUCUGUUGUUUAAUCCAGAGUGCUGUGUUUUAGAAAGGUUCAGAAGUGUGGUUCUGAUUCACAAAGAAAAGGUUAUUUUGUAAAGUAUGUGAUAGUUGAAAAGAAUAACUACACCUUUAAAAGGAAAUUUCAGGCCUUUCUGCUUAUCUUCUGGAGCAUUCACUGGAAUACUCAGUGAUUAUUUUACUGAGUGAGUUCUCAUUUGGCUUAUACGAUGAUAGUAUUAUUAACCUAAACAAACUUGUAAAGAAUAUUAAGUACAGCUUUAUAAUAAGGGCUGUAGUUUUAAAACAUUUCAGAAGGCUCUGAGUCUGUGAAUCUCCUUAAAGAUGGAAAAUAGAUGUGUGAUUCCUGAUUGCAUUGUGGCAACAAAUAUAAAGGAAACCAUUGUCAAUAUCAAAUAAUGGGAAGGGAGGGUUACCAGAAAACCCUAGAGAAUUCUUAAUUUCAGCACAGCACACUUUAUGUUUUGUAAAUGUUGUCUAUAUUAAUAAUAAAGUUAAUUUUAACAAUCA